AAAUAUUAAUAUUUUUGCAAGGCACUAAUUGUCUCAAAUCACCAAUAAUCACAUUUUUACACGUGCAGGACUGUCCCAGUUACGCUAAAACAAAAAUGGAUGCCCCAUUUUGUUAGAUUAGCUAUUUUAGUUAUUGGUUAUAGUGAGUAUUUUCAGUUACUGUGCUCUUUGGUGUAUUUUGAAAGUUUAAUCUAAUCUAAUAAUUUACAUUUUUCACUAGAGAAAUUGUAUAUUUUUGGAAAUCACUGAUUUUACAACAAAAAAUUUAAAACGAGAGCAUUCUUAGAACUCCAAUGAAUCUACUGCACUUAGGAACUAUUUUUAAUACUAACUAAAAACUGAGGAAGUAAUGAAUAAAAGUGGGCUAACUUCGGGCCUUGUGCGGCUGAAGACUGGCCCUGGUCAGCCCUGCAGUGGCCUGGCUACUGCAGGUGUGGCUUUGAUCUAAGUGUCAAUAUUUACAGGUCGACGUAAUAAAGCUUCAUUCAAAUCGCUGCCAUCCUGUGGGUCUUGAAUAAUAUGGCUGCUCUCAGCCAAUCAGCAACAAGCCCGCAAAGAUCAAAGGGGAGACGAGCCAACCACCUCUGCUCCAAACAGCCGUCCAGCCAUGGAGCCGCUCAUCCGACUAUAUAUUCAGAAACUCAUCCUGGGAAACAAAACAGCUUAGGUCUUUAAAUAUUUCCUCAUAAAGUCGCAGCUAUUGUCAAACCUGGAGCUGUUUGACCUAAUGGCGACUGGAGCUGGUGAGUGUCCCAGCAAGGCCGCUCAGUACCGGGUGGACCACCUCCUCAGUGCGGUGGAGAGUGAGCUGCAGGCCGGCAGCGAGAAGGGAGACCCCACCGAGAGGGACCUGAAAGUGUCCCUGGAUGAACGGGAGCUGUGGCAAAAAUUUAAGGACCUCACAAACGAGAUGAUAGUUACAAAGAACGGCAGGCGCAUGUUUCCGGUUCUGAAAGCCAACGUCUCUGGACUGGACCCAAACGCCAUGUAUUCCUUCUUGCUGGACUUUGUGUCGGCGGACAACCACAGGUGGAAGUACGUGAACGGGGAAUGGGUGCCGGGAGGUAAACCCGAGCCCCAGACCCCCAGCUGCGUGUACAUCCACCCAGACUCUCCAAACUUCGGGGCUCACUGGAUGAAGGCUCCGGUCUCCUUCAGCAAAGUCAAACUCACCAACAAGCUCAACGGCGGAGGUCAGAUUAUGUUAAAUUCUUUGCACAAAUACGAGCCACGUAUCCACAUCGUUAGGGUUGGAGGCCCACGCAGGAUGAUCACCAGCCACUCCUUCCCAGAGACGCAGUUCAUCGCAGUAACAGCAUAUCAAAAUGAAGAGAUAACAGCUCUAAAAAUAAAGUACAACCCUUUUGCCAAGGCCUUUCUAGAUGCAAAGGAAAGGAAUGAUCACAAAGACAUGAGGGAAGAAGCUAAUGAGAAUCCCCAGUCUAGUUACUCCCAGUUGGGUAGCUGGUUUAUUCACGGCACGGGAACCCUCUGCCCCCCCACCAGUCCACACAGCCAGUUUGGGAGUCCCAUCGCCCUGUCGCCCUCCCACGGCUGUGAGCGUUACUCCAGCCUGAGGAGCCACCGCUCUGCGCCCUACAGCAGCCCAUACGCCCAUCGGUCCAACUCCCCCACCGGAUAUUCAGAUAACUCAUCAUCCUGCUUGUCGAUGCUCCCCAGUCACGAUAACUGGUCCAGUCUGCAGAUGCCGACCCACUCCAGCAUGAUGCCCAUGACCCACAACUCUACCUGUGCAGCCAACUCAAGUCAGUACACCAGCCUGUGGUCUGUGAGUAACUCCCCUCUGACUCCAGUGUCCCAGAACGGGGGGUUAAGCAGCUGCCUCGGCUCCCAGUUUCUCCGAGGGUCGUCCAGUCACUAUCCCAGUCUGCCUCACUCCGCCACAGCGCCCCCCUCUGUCUCUCCCAUGUAUGACAGCAGCUCCGCUACCGAGGUGCAGGACGCUGUCCAGUAUGAAGCUUCACCCCACGGCCGGCUGCCCUCAGCUUGGACCCCCGUCACGCCUCCAUCCCUUUGAUUAGAGGGUCACUGAGGAUCGAUUGAGACCUUCUCUUGAGUAACCUCUUGUUACUUUAAGAAGGAAUAAACUUUUUUAAACAAAUUGUGUGGAGUAUUUCACGGUGUUACAAGAAGAACCAGCGGAGGCUUGAAUCAGCCUCUAAACAAAUCUCAGUUUAUUACUAAAGAAUAAAAUGCUUUUUUUAAAUUAGUUGAUCUGUUUGAUCUGCUUAUAUUAAGCAUAACUGCACAAAAUUUAGAGCAGGAAAUCAUAAAGCUCAAAUAAUAUGAAUUAGGAAUUAAGAAUGUUUAUAUUGUAAAUGGGAAAUCAUUUUAAGCUCUGUAAAUAAAUGUUUUCUUUGUUUUGUUUUGCUUUGUUUUUUGUUGCCUUUUGAGAAGAUGUGAUUUAAUAAUAGAACACACUUCUUUUGUUUGUUGUUUUUCUUUCUUCUCCCCUUUACAUCAAAAUAGAUUUGUGUUUAAGAUGACUAAAAUGUUAUUCUGACUUUCUAAUGUUUGGAUCUGUGGGUCCAUAAUAGGAAGCAUUCAGAUUAAAUUUAAUGUAAUUUGUUUGUAAAUUAAUCCCAACCAGUUUUACGUUCCUCUUUAUCCCCACAAAUCAAGCCUCCGGUUGCAUUAAUAUGUACAUUUGGGUGUUUAUAUUAUUAUUAUUUAUAAUAACAGAUCUUCAGGUACUCUAUAGCUUUACAUAUUAACUUUAUAGAUGCAGUAUGUAGUUUCCAUAAAGUUUUUUUUUUUUUUAACAUAUUUGUAAAAUUAUGACAGGACAUGUAAUGACAGGAGCUUCAUAUUUUAUCACUGAUUUGAUAAAAUAUGAAAUCUAUACCUACAGAAAUUGCACACCGCUAGGUCCUAGGCAACCAAUCAGAGCCAGGGGGCGGGUCUUAUGCACAGCUUGGCCAAUCCCCCUUGAGCUCUGCUGCGCUACAGCUGGUUCGCCACAUCAUUAGCCUGCCGUAAAUGCUAAUGCUAGCUAGCAUGGCGACCGAUGACAACGGAUAAACAGUGUUUCUGACAUGGUAAGUUGUUUCUCCGCCAUUAGCUGACUGAGAAGCUUGGAUAGAAGACAAAUGAAUAACAACAAUGAACUUCUCUAUUUGCUCAGACUCACUUUUGGUUAACAAGCUAGAAAACAAAUUGAUGUUUAACGUCUGCCAUCGGUUCCCAGACGAAACAUUUCAGAAAAAUAUAAGAAGUAAUUGUUUUACAAUUAUCGGCACCCUUAUCAAAUCAUUCGAAAUACAAAUAACUUGAAUAUUUUAUAAAUCACACAGUACUUUAUUAAGUUAAAAGGCCAUGACUUCCAUGGCUGCACAAAAUAUAUAAACCGGGUAAGAAAUGGCUGGAGGUGGAUUGUUUUUUUGUUGUUGUUUUUUGUUUUUUUUUCCCCACUACGUGCAGG
Molecule: messenger RNA, 3442 nt
Organism: Xiphophorus hellerii (green swordtail)
Lineage: Eukaryota; Metazoa; Chordata; Actinopteri; Cyprinodontiformes; Poeciliidae
Gene: tbxtb
Product: T-box transcription factor Tb
Exons: 8
Coding region: 728-2038 (436 amino acids)
Biological process (GO): somitogenesis; cell fate specification; mesoderm formation
Cellular component (GO): nucleus; chromatin
Molecular function (GO): DNA-binding transcription factor activity, RNA polymerase II-specific; RNA polymerase II cis-regulatory region sequence-specific DNA binding
Source: RefSeq, a predicted model, not a curated record